CGAAUUUCCUCUGGGAGAAAAAAAAAGAGACGUUCCUCUCCAUUCCCCUUCGACAACCUCAAUUCUCGACAAAGUCGACAAUCACCAUUUUCAAAAAUGGCCAAGGAAACUCCCGCAAAGACCGGUCUGGCCGUUGGCCUGAACAAGGGCCACAAGACCACUGCUCGUGUCGUCAAGCCCCGUGUUUCUCGCACCAAGGGCCACCUGAGCAAGCGCACCGCUUUCGUCCGUGAGGUCGUCAAGGAGGUUGCUGGCCUUGCCCCCUAUGAGCGUCGUGUUAUCGAACUGCUCCGAAACAGCAAGGACAAGCGUGCCCGUAAGCUGGCCAAGAAGAGGCUCGGUACCUUCGGCCGUGCCAAGAGAAAGGUCGAUGAGCUCCAGCGCGUCAUCGCCGAGUCUCGUCGUGCUCACUAAACGAUUUCUUUAAGCGAGCGGGGGAUAUCUUGGUAAUGGCAAAAACAAAAUAAAUUUUUUUCAACUGGGAAAUGAAUUAAACUACGGGUUUCGCAUGGAUUUGGCGUGGUCAUGAUUUUGAUUGAUUCAAUGGGGCUUUGAUGCGGGCGCAGCAGCGGUUAUAUAGCUGCGAUUUCGUUCAUCGGAAUUCUAAAUUCUUCAAGACAUGCCGUCUAUAUGACCCAACCUAAGAGAUUUUCUUCUUCCUCCCUC
Messenger RNA from Trichoderma virens Gv29-8, 666 nucleotides. RefSeq lists its product as uncharacterized. The record is from RefSeq and is a predicted model, not a curated record. The transcript is spliced from 4 exons. Gene Ontology annotation, biological process: cytoplasmic translation. Gene Ontology annotation, cellular component: ribosome; cytosolic large ribosomal subunit. Gene Ontology annotation, molecular function: structural constituent of ribosome. NCBI's taxonomy places the organism in Eukaryota, Fungi, Ascomycota, Sordariomycetes, Hypocreales, Hypocreaceae. The coding region runs from base 97 to 414 and encodes 105 amino acids.